CGUCCCUUUCUCGUGUCCCGUUCCCGUGUCCCGGGGAGUGUCCCGGUGCCAUGUCCCUUUCUCGUGUCCCGUUCCCGUAUCCCUGUCCCGAGGCGUGUCCCGUUCCCGGGGCGUGUCCCGGUGCCAUGUCCCUUUCUCGUGUCCCGUGUCCCGGGGAGUGUCCCUGUCCCGAGGCGUGUCCCGUUCCCGUUCCCGGGGCGUGUCCCGGUGCCGUGGGCGGGCCGUACCGAGGCCGCCAUGGCGCUGAGCGGGGGUCUGGCUCUCCCUGUCGCUUACGCCUCCUUCGGUGCCCUGAGCGGCCUCUCGGCCUUCUGCGCCUGGAGCAUCGUGCCCGCGCUGCGCCAGCCCGGCACGGCUGCGGCCGGGGGGCUCUCGGGUGUGCUGGCGCUCUGGGCCCUAAUCACGCAUGUGAUGUACCUGCAGGAUUACUGGAGGACCUGGUUAAAAGGCCUGAGGUUCUUCCUGGCCGUGGGAAUUCUCUUCUCUGCCCUCUCCGGGCUGGGAUUCUGCGCCUUCCUGGCCCUGGCCAUUACCCAGCACCAGUCCCUGACUGAUCCCAAGAGUUACUACCUGUCGUGCGUGUGGAGUUUCAUGGCUCUCAAGUGGGCGCUGCUGCUCAGCCUUUACUCACACCGGUACCGGGCCGAGUUCGCCGACAUCAGCAUCCUCAGCGACUUCUGAGCCUCUCCCGGGACAGGAAUUCCCAAAAUUCCCGCGGGAAAGAGGGGAGAGGAGAGGCGUGGACGCACGGAGCAGGGACAGACACGGGGGUGUUUGGCUGGCUGGCUGUGUCUGUCUGUGUGUCUGUGUGUCUGUCUGUGUGUCUGUCUGUGUCUGUCUGUGUGUCUGUCUGUCUGUCUCUCUGUCUGUCUGUCUGUGUCUGUCUGUGUCUGUGUCUGUCUGUCUCUCUGUCUGUCUGUCUCUCUGUCUGUGUGUCUGUGUGUCUGUCUGUCUGUCUGUCUGUCUCUCUGUCUGUCUGUCUGUGUCUGUCUGUCUCUCUGUCUGUCUGUCUGUCUCUCUGUCUGUCUGUCUGUCUGUCUCUCUGUCUGUCUGUCUCUCUGUCUGUCUGUCUGUCUGUCUCUCUGUCUGUCUGUCUGUCCGUGUGUCGGGUUUACUCGCUCAUCGCUGCUCUGCUGGGAGGGAAGGACUCGGUGCUGCCGCUGUUUUGUCACUGCCCUGCUCCUGUGUCACCUCUCCCUGUUCCUGUGUCACCUCCCUGCUCCUGUGUCACCUCUCCCUGUUCCUCUGUCACCUCCCUGCUCCUGUGUCACCUCUCCCUGUUCCUGUGUCACCUUCUGCUCCUGUGUCACCUUCUGCUCCUGUGUCACCUCCCUGCUCCUGUGUCACCUCUGCUCUUUUGUCACCUCUGCUCCUUUGUCACCUUUGCUCCUGUGUCCCCUCUGUGCUCCUGUGUCCCCUCCCUGCUCUUUUGUCACCUCUCUGCCCCUUUGUCCCCUCCUGUGUCCUCUCUGUGUCCUGUGUGCUCAGCAGGAAGGCCCCAGCUGAUCCCCUCAGGUGCUCCCAGCCAGGUCCUGCCUCUCCAAGAUUUUGGGGUCCCUGGCAGCAGAGGGGGGCCCAGCUCAUCCCAAAGCUCCCAGGAUUGGGAACGCUGCUCCUGGCUGCUCCCUGGGCUGGUUUAACAAGGAAUGGGAUCCUGUGGUUAACCAUAAAUUCUGUGACACCUGGAGAUGCAGCAGCAGCUGUUUGGGGGAAAAAGGUGUUUGGGGGGAAAAAGGUGUUUGGGACAUAAAGGUGUUUGGGGGCAAAAGGUGUUGGGGAAAAAGAUUGCAGGGCCAAGCCUGACUUGCCUGAACCUCAGGGAGAGGAUUGCUGGGGAAAAAAUAGGGAAAAAAAAAGCUUUUAUGGGAGGAGGAGCAGAGGAGAGGGGACAGCAGCAGCUCAGGUGACCCCAUGGACUGAGGAGCACCUUUGGGGUGAGGCUGUGACCUCCUGGGAUCCCCAAACCCAACCCUGGGCCAUUUCUAGCCCUGAACUUCCCACCCCACAUCCCAGCUUUUUAAAGGGUCCUGUGUGUAAAUAUUCUCUCUAUUUUUACAUGGAUUCCUCGUUGUUUGCACCUUGGGGGUGCCAGGGUCGGUGCCACCUUUGGUGUCACCCUGUGCCACCACAAAUACAGCCCUCCCUCCCCAG
Cinclus cinclus is the source of this 2151-nucleotide messenger RNA. It is a transcript of the gene SLC48A1, whose product is annotated as solute carrier family 48 member 1. Gene Ontology annotation, molecular function: heme transmembrane transporter activity; heme binding. NCBI's taxonomy places the organism in Eukaryota, Metazoa, Chordata, Aves, Passeriformes, Cinclidae. Gene Ontology annotation, biological process: heme transport. Gene Ontology annotation, cellular component: plasma membrane; lysosomal membrane. The coding region runs from base 238 to 681 and encodes 147 amino acids. The record is from RefSeq and is a predicted model, not a curated record. The transcript has 3 exons.